Messenger RNA from Cimex lectularius (bed bug), 3339 nucleotides. RefSeq names its product glucose dehydrogenase [FAD, quinone]-like. Lineage: Eukaryota; Metazoa; Arthropoda; Insecta; Hemiptera; Cimicidae. The coding region runs from base 1123 to 3270 and encodes 715 amino acids. The transcript has 4 exons. Gene Ontology annotation, molecular function: oxidoreductase activity, acting on CH-OH group of donors; flavin adenine dinucleotide binding. The record is from RefSeq and is a predicted model, not a curated record.
GGUCAUUGACUGUUGCUGCUAUAAUUUCAUGUUAGGUUGAAUCUACAUCGAGCUGUUGGUUUCCAUUCGAAGAUCAUAUGGGUGGCUGUUUCCUCCUCCUCCACAUUGCACAAUCUGCAGAUGGUAUCAUCGUUGUAUAUGCCCAUGUUCUGUAGGUGUUUUCUCAGAAGGCAGUGAUCAGUUAGUUUAGCCUCUGAGUUUAGCCCUAUCCAAUUGCAGGGUUGACAGGUGGUGGUUGUUGGUUGUUCCAAUAGUUUUGCAUGUUUGAUGGUUUGGUUGAUGAUAUUUUAGUUGUGUUAUUGCAUGGGACUGCUUUCGCAAGAAAAGGUGCAAAAGAGGUAUGUGGUGGCUUUUGAAGAGAAGUGUGUAUUCCCACUAGAAUCUAAUUACUGAACUGGAGGUUUCACGUUCACUGAAAGUUUCCAAAAUUGCUUGAGGAUGGACCAUGAUACAUAUUUACGACUUCUUUCAAUGGGCACCCUUUUAUCGCUAAAGAAAUAUACUGUUAUGAGGCAAGACCCCCUCCCACGAGAAAGACCAAUUACAACACGGAUAUUCCGUGAGAGGCUCUUAGUUUUAAUUCGGAAAAAGAUUUGAUUUUUGUUCUGGUUUUUUGGGUCUCUCCCUCCCACCGCGGCCUGAAGGAUGCCGCCACACACGUUGAAGAAAUCCAAGGCUUGGUCUGUACAGGAAAUCCCACUCGUUUAUGGCCGCCUUAGGAGGCAUAAAAAUAAUAGGCCAUACUUGAAUUAAUUUUACAAAUGGGCUUCAUUUUCUAAUAAUUCUUUGUAAAAUUUCAGACAUGUUUUAUUCAGGGGAUUAUUUUUAGUCGUACUGAGAAUAUGUUGAUUUGUAAAACUUUAAACUAGUGACUGAAAAAAUGAAUUUUUUUUUAAAUUUGCCGGCUAUAUCGAAAUUUUAAUUUGAGGCUCAGAGGCAACUUUUAUAAACGUUUUGAACCUGUUGACAUAUGAGACAAUCAGCCGGUUUUGAAGUCGUUAUUAAUCGAAUGUGUGUUAUUGUAGAGAAUAAAAUAUAAUUAAGAGAUAUUUUUAUAUUUAAAUGUCAAUAUUUGUACGAGCUUGACUGGAUCAAUCGCUUGGAGAGAUAGAAAGAUGGAGAAUGAUUUUCUUCUGGAAGGUACGUUUGUCUGGGUCUGUGCAGCUUCUGUUCGACUUCAUCUUUGCUUCAUCUCGUUUUAGAUCGGCCCGAUCGCGGAUAAACCUCAUGGGAGCUUUCGUCGUGCUUCUUUCGGUCGCCGGACUGCUGCCUGGCGUCUCCUGUUCGCAGGAUCAGCCGGAAGAAAUUUUCAACGAGCCCAGGAGAAAGGCUUCAGAAUUUUUCAAAGACGUGGUCUUCUCGGCCGCUUCCCCGGAGUUGAGGAAUCCUUGCCCGGGACAAACAAUGGGGAUGGCCGACGACUCUUUCGCCGAUUUGACCGACACGCUGAAAUUGUCUGUUUGCGCCCUGUCGCCUUCCUCUAUUUAUCCUGAAGACUACGGAAGUAAAUAUAAAAACAAGCAGGUCUUUGAUUUUAUAAUAAUCGGAGGAGGAACUGCCGGGAGUGUGAUUGCCUCGAGGCUCUCCGAGGUCGCUGAGUGGAACGUGCUGUUGAUCGAAGCGGGUGGCGACCCCCCGCUCGGGAGCGACGUGCCUUAUUACAGCGUAAACCUGCAGAAUACGGACACCGACUGGGGGUACACGACGGAAAAGGAAGAUGGGCUGUUCGGGGGUUUUUUGAACCAGGUGAACCGCUGGCCCCGCGGCAAAGUCCUGGGUGGCACCAGCACAAUCGGAUCCAUGUACUACCUGCGGGGGUGCCGGCGGGACUACGACGACAUGGUCUCGGACGGCAACCCCGGGUGGUCCUAUCCGGAUGUCCUGCCUUAUUUCAAAAAAAUUGAAGACAUGACGGAUCCGGAGACGAGGGCUGAUCCGCUCUUUGACCUUUACCAUUCCGUCGGAGGACCGAUUACGUUGACUAGGGUCAACGAUUCCGUGCAUAUGAAAAGGGCGAUCGAAAUGAUCCAAUCCGCCGCUUUCGAGCUCGGUUUCGCCGUCAAUUACGAUUUCGACGGGAUACCCAGAGAGGGAUUUAUAUCGCCAAACUACGCCACGCUAUACGAGGGAGAGCGGAUCAAUACUGCAAAAGCUUAUCUGAAUCCCGUGAAAAAAAGAAGAAACCUCCGUAUCAUAAAAAAUGCUCAAGUCGGCAAAAUUCUAAUAUGCCCCAUCUCGAAACGGGCCCACGGCGUAGAGUUUUUUUACAAGAACGAACGGAAGGCGAGGGUGGCGCACGCGAGCCGUGAAGUGAUCGUGUCCGCCGGUGUCGUAGGCAGCCCCAAGCUGCUAAUGCUAUCUGGGAUAGGUCCGGAGGAAGAGCUGAAGAGGCUAGGCAUACCGGUCAUCGAGGAUUUGGACGUUGGGAUGAAUUUACACGACCGUCUCAUGUUCCCGGGGAUCCCGAUCACGAUCGACCCCGCUUUCCCGGAACGCACCUUCCUCGAAAUCCUGGACGAGACGUACGCCUACUUGACCAGGCGUUCCGGGCUGUUCGCGUCGACUAGGAUCGCGGGGACCGUCGGCUACGUGAACACCGACGACGAAGACGAACCCGAUAUCAUGCUUCACUUCAUCCACGGCCCUCUCAGAGACUCGGAGGCGAUUCUGCAUUACUUCAGGGCGAUCGGUGUCGCCGAAUAUCUGUACUCUCAGAUAGAGCGAAUGAACAACGCCAAAGAGAUACUGAUGGUCGUCCCAAUUUUAUUGAGGCCCAAGAGCAGAGGCAGAAUCAUGUUAGAGUCCAUCGCCCCCGACGACUAUCCCUCUUCGCACGCGCACUACUUGAAACAUCCGCAAGACGUGCGCAAUCUGAUCGGAGGAAUCCGCUUCGUCGAGAAGCUGGCGGAAACGGACUCUUUUAAAAAGUAUGGAGCGUACAUCGGCCACUUGCGUUACGAGAUGUGCGAUUCGCUGGAACCGGGCAGCGAGGAAUACUGGAAGUGUGCCCUGAGGCAGAUCGCUUCCACUAACCACGAUCAAGGAGGCACUUGUAAAAUGGGCCCGGCGACCGACUGUUCGGCCGUCGUCGACCCUCUGCUGAGGGUGUACGGGAUCAAAGGGCUGCGGGUGGCGGAUAUGAGUGUGAUGCCCAGGCCGAUGGGCGGUGGCAGCCUGGCCGCGGCCACUCUCAUCGGCGAGAUGGCUUCCGACUUCAUCAAAGAAAAAUGGCUGCCCAACUAUGAACGGUUUAACAUCACCUGCGAUUGAAGACACUUUUUGCCUUUUAAAAGCGUUCUUAUGUACAUAGACAAAAUUAUUAAACAAAGCUCAAAAUAA